Eupeodes corollae is the source of this 4903-nucleotide messenger RNA. It is a transcript of the gene Usp15-31, whose product is annotated as ubiquitin carboxyl-terminal hydrolase 43. Bases 264 to 4328 code for a protein of 1354 amino acids. NCBI's taxonomy places the organism in Eukaryota, Metazoa, Arthropoda, Insecta, Diptera, Syrphidae. Gene Ontology annotation, molecular function: cysteine-type deubiquitinase activity. The record is from RefSeq and is a predicted model, not a curated record. Gene Ontology annotation, biological process: protein deubiquitination. The transcript is spliced from 8 exons.
AGAAGUCAAAACGCGAGAAAGAAGUCAACAUGGCGUACGUUUGAGUUUCGAUUCGCUCUUCUCUGUUUUUGUGCGUGAAAAAAUCCUCAGAAAAUAAAAUAUAGAAGAAAAGUUCCACCCCGAUUUCCUCUAUCUUCAUUUCUCGUCAAAAUUAAUUCAAAUAAAGUGUUUUAAAUUGCUCAGUUCUCAAUUAAAUCGGUGCUUGAAAGUGCUUUAUAAGAAAAAAGUGUAAAACAAAAGCUAGAAAAAAAUAAAAUAAAGAAAUGGGCACAAAAGAGCCACCGAACGAUUUGGCCAACAACAGCCGCGCAAUGCCCACCAAAGUCACAUCCAUCACGACCAAAACCAGUACUACCACCGCUUCCACAACCACAUCCAAUUCCAAUUCCAGUUCCAAUCCAUCCGCCGCAACCAUUACCAUUCCCAAGACCGAUACCGAUACCGAUUCUGAUACCGACAAUUCAGCCGGCGGCGGUAGUAAAUUGUGUAGUAAAUCUGAAAAUCGUAAAAUCAAUGCCGUCAUUGCCGCCGCGGACGACAGCAGCGUUGCAAUUGAAAACGUCGCUGAAAAUAAUAUUCCAAAUCCGAGAGCGGAACUGAUGCCGAUAACCAGUCCAAAAAAAGAUACAACAGAAGCAGAAGUGUGCCAAAUAAACCACCAUCGUAAUCAGUCAUCUUCUUCAUUGUUAGCUUUAGCUUCUCCAUCCCAAUCGAAAUCCCAAUCCCAACCCCAACCCCAUUCUCAGUGUGAGACUCCUUCGCAGUCGCAACCGCAAUUACAACCACAACAACAACAGAAUAAUAUAAAACAAUCGCUGAGUCUAACGACUGCUGCGGGUAAAAAGAUUCGUCGUGCAUUUUCAAUGCCUCGUAAUCCGUUUCGAUGGUCGCGAAAAUUCAAGACCAAUAACAACAACAACACAUCAACGUCGUCGUCGUCGGGAACGAAUGGUGCCGCGGGUAGCGGCCGGAAUAGUGUUGGUUCUAGUAGUGGCGUCGUCGUCGCCAUUGACGGCAUCGACCGAAAGCGAGCAGGAGCUCGUUUAGGACGUGAUUCCGACGAAACCAGAAACAAAAGUAAGACGUUAGAUAGCAGAACCACAGCUGGACGAGGUGGCGGUGGCGAUGGCGGUAAUGGAAUUGGACUUGGAGGAGAAGCACCUUUGCCAACGGCAGCAGGAGAACCAAAUCAAAACAAAAGUGGCAACAAUUCGCAACGAGUUUUCAGGCGAUCGUCAUUUCGAAAGUUUCUCAAUCGCAUUGCCCAGCAUGUGUCCUCGGUGGGCACCAUUGGGCAAUUUGAAAACAAAAAGCCUUUUGGUGUUAUGCCCAUGUACACUGGAUGUUGGAAAAGAAACGAGGCAAACAAACAUCCGUCAUCGUCUGGCUCAGUGGCAGAUCGUGUUCCACCAAUUGGGGGCUAUCAAUGGCCAGCGGAUCAAACGCCCGGUGUGACGGGGCUCAAAAAUCACGGAAACACUUGCUUUAUGAACGCUGUACUGCAGUGCCUAAGUCAUACGGACAUCUUAGCGGAGUACUUUGUUCUGGACCAGUAUAAGGUGGAUUUGAAAAAACGAAAUAAAAUUAAUUCACGAAAAUUCGGAACAAAAGGCGAAUUAACCGAACAACUAGCGAAUGUUUUGAAAGCUUUGUGGACGUGUAAAAAUGAAAGUGAUCAUAGUACAAGUUUUAAAGCUGUUGUAGAUCGUUAUGGAUCGCAGUUUCGCAGUUCAACGCAACAUGAUGCUCAAGAAUUUCUAUUUUGGCUUUUGGAUAAAGUGCACGAAGAUUUAAAUACGGCAACUAAGAGAAGAUACAAAAGCGUUAAGAACAACUAUGGUCGACCAGACGAAGUAAUUGCAGCUGAAACUUUGGCGAAUCAUAUCCGCUGCAAUAACUCCUUCGUUCAAGCUGUCUUUCAAGCACAAUUUCGGUCAUCUCUGACAUGUCCGCGAUGCAAAAAACAAAGCAAUACCUUCGAUCCGUUUCAUUGCAUUUCAGUUCAGCUGCCGCAAUUGACACAACAAGCUGUAUUUGUCACUGUUUCGUAUGUGAAGCAGCAUCCGCGACAGGUUAAGUUGGGCCUCACAGUGCCAGCUGGUUCGUCGAUAGUUGCUCUUCGUGAACAACUUCAGAAAGACACUGGUAUUCCGAGUAGUCGAAUGGUGUUGGCCGACAUCAGCAAUCAGGGCUUCUCGCGGGUAUUUUUCGACACUCAGCCAGUGUCGACACUUGAUGGCUUGGAUUCAGUGUUUUGUAUAGAGGUUCCUGAGCAGGCUGAUGAGUCUUCGCAGGACUUGAUGCUGCUUGUUGCAAAUGUGCGGAAACUAAAAGAUGGGAGUGUUGAGAGAUUUGGUGUUCCAUUUUGUGUGCAGGCACCGCGUGAUUGCUCCUACGUGGAGCUGCAGAAGAAACUAAUGAAAGAAAUGUCGUCAAUUCUGAAGCCUGAAGUGUUUGCUUAUAGCACAGCGCUGAGUAAUAUGUUCCAAAUACGAUUGCAGGAUCCCUCAGCGGACCCUGACACUUACCUCGAGCAAGUGGAACAUCCACUAUUUACCGAAAUGAUCGAUAUGGCCUUAUCUGUGCUAUCCAGUGAUGCUGGCCCAGCGCAUAUAAAACUUUUGCUCGAAUGGACCGAUCCGGAAGAGUUCUUUGCCGAUUUAACAGAUCCCGUGGUGGAACAUGAAAGUGUGUCACGUUUGAAAAACAACAAGGCCACUGAUACUGCUUUGUCUUUGGAACAAUGUCUGGAACAUUACACCAAAGCAGAAACGCUUAGUGCCGAGGAUGCAUGGCGUUGUCCACAUUGUCAGCAAUAUCUUCCGGUGGUGAAAACUCUUGGGUUGUGGUCGUUGCCAGAUAUUUUAGUGGUGCAUUUCAAACGAUUCCGACAACAUCACGAUAAAGGUGCUGAUGCUGCCAAGCUCACGACAAUGGUUAAAUUUCCCUUGAAUUCCUUUGAUAUGGCUCCUCAUUUGGCCCGUGGCAUGGAGUCCAGCUCGGUGGAUUCGCUCAGUAGUGAAACUACUCACAAUUCAUCGUUGCGCAGUCCUUGGAAGAAGACUCGUGAACAACGCAAUCGAAUCGAAAAGGAUAACCGGGAGACGCGAUAUGACUUGUAUGCCGUUUGUUAUCACCAGGGAGACACUUUGGAGACGGGGCACUAUACAGCGGCGUGCAAGAAUCCCUACGACCAUCAAUGGUAUAAAUUUGAUGAUCAACGAGUAUCUCGAGUGCCUUCCGACUCGAUUCAGGAGGAAAUUAUAAAUAACGAAGCUUACAUGUUGUUCUAUCAGCGUCGAUCGAGUGAUAACGUUGAGUGCUCUGGCUCCAGUUCGAACUCAGGGGAUCAUUGGGUAUCGAAAAUUGCUAUUCCUACCCCUACUGCAGCUGCAGUCACACCGAAGAUUGAGGAAAAAUCCGAAGAAGCUACAUCACCGGAAAAGAAUAAAUCCGAGGAAAAUCAACAAGAAGGUGCAAAACUCAAAGAAGUUCCGAUUCCAGAGGUGCCUCCUGCGGUAACAACGAACACUGUAGUAAUUGAGAAAACUGAUGAAAGCGAAGUUGUGGAUAUUGAAAGCAUCGAUCACAAUGCAGAAAAAGUUGUACUCGAAGAGUUAAAAAUCAUCAAAACACCAGAAGAAGAAUACAAAAGUAUGAAUGGCCAUGCAGAGGCAAAAGAACUUGAAGAAACAUCUGUUCCUUCGCUGACUUCUGAUCCUCCAAAACCAAUUGCUUCCACAUCUGCAAGUGUUUUGCAAAAAUCUCCAAUAACAACCAAACCAACGACUCCACCACCAACAACUCCAAAGAAUCGAAAACCAACAGCUUCCCAACCCAUAGAUGUCAAAAGAAGUCCAAAAGCUCCACAAGCUUCUGCUUCGUCACCUGCAUCAGCAUCAUCGUCUGUGUCUUCGACACAGUCACACAAAUUCAACGGUAUCAGUAACAGCAAUUUUAAAGAGGCUCUCUCGAGCAGCUUGAAGAGCAAUAGUAGCAGUAUAAUGAUGUCAUUGGGACAUGAGUUUAAUCGUGGCAUCAAUGGCAGCGGCAGUAGUAUAUGUCUGAAUGGAGGAAGUAACCAUUGUGGAAAUUUGAGACACUCGUACUCGAAUAGUUCGAAUUAUAAGCUUAAAGAAUGCAACGCAGAUACACUAUCGUCAAUGUUGCGCAACUCGACGAACACAUGCAGCAAGGACACGCUGAUAUUUAUCGAUCAACAGAGCCAUAGUUUGAUUGAAGAUGAUGAUUCGUUCUUAAGCAGUCCUUCAUUGUGGAUAUCGCCAGUGACGCCUCAUAAAUUGAUCACAGUUUCACCAAAAAAUUAAAUUUCAAUACUUUUUCCUUUUUCUUAUACAAUUAAAAAUUAAACCUAGGUUAAGCAAAAAGUAAUCAAACCGAUUUUUAUGCAACAGAAAUGCAUAUUAAAGGUAGAAUGUAGACAUAACGUAAAUUUAUACGACAAAUUAUUUUACAGUAGAUCAUAUAUAUAUAUAAACAAAUACAUAUACAAAAAUAUAUGUAAAUGUAUACAAAUUUGCUAAAUUAUUUUUUAAAACCAUAAAAUGUAAAUAAAUCGAAGUACCGAAAGUUGAUUCAAAUAGUUUGUAAAAAAAUCUAAUUAAAUUAAAUACGAAAUAGAGACAUUAACAAACAAAAAGAGAAUAAAAACAAAAAUAAGAUUUUAAACAAUAAAUCAAUUUUUAUUAAAUUAUUAACAGAGAAUUAAGAGACAAAAAAUAUAUAAUAUAUUACAAAACAAUAUGAUGUUUAAGCAUAAAAUAUAAAUAUAUAUAAAUAGUUUAGAAUCCCAUUCAAAAUCCAAAAAAGAGUCCAUAUUAGAAAAACAAAAAAAUAAUAGAUUGUUAGUUUCCAACGGCGGAGUAUCAAUUAAAUAACAAAA